Molecule: messenger RNA, 5978 nt
Organism: Ixodes scapularis (black-legged tick)
Lineage: Eukaryota; Metazoa; Arthropoda; Arachnida; Ixodida; Ixodidae
Product: homeobox protein araucan
Exons: 7
Coding region: 601-2265 (554 amino acids)
Biological process (GO): cell development; regulation of transcription by RNA polymerase II; neuron differentiation
Cellular component (GO): nucleus
Molecular function (GO): DNA-binding transcription factor activity, RNA polymerase II-specific; RNA polymerase II cis-regulatory region sequence-specific DNA binding
Source: RefSeq, a predicted model, not a curated record
GCCAUUGGGCGCCAGGUUGCGCCGCGCUCGCCGCCCCGCGGUCUCCGGCGGAACUGCCCAGCUUCGGGGCGUCCGGGGGAGAGGGCAGCGCCGACGGUCCGGGGCGGCCGACCGGGCACUUCAGAGAGCAGCCUGCCAAACUGCGCGCCGAGUGUAGUACUUGGACGGCGAAUACCCGCGUGUGUGUGUGCGUCGUCGUGUUCUCUGUUGUGGACGCCGCCGCGCGUGUUCCCCGCCGCCGGCCGCGCAGUCGGACUCGAGCCGCCGACGACGACGACCGCCGCCGCCGCCGCCGUGGCAUCGUCGCCGUGUCACGCCACCGUCGUCGACUGCCCCAGCGUCAAGCGAGUGCCGUCGCAGCCGGCGCGCCCACGCGUGUGCAGCCAUGGCCCGCAUUGGAUUGUCGCGUCUCUGAGCUGUGACGACGCGCGACGUGCCCUCCUCGGAUAGGGGGGACGCGACGCCGCAGCACCCGACGUCCCCAGAACCUCAGGGUUCGGCGAGAUGACAUGUCCGAGGAUCUAGCAGUGCUGGGCGACCCACAAACUGUCCACCACGGCAGCUAGCGGGGAAGAUAGAAAUCUGUGCAUCAAGGUCCCGAUGCCAGGCCAGACGACUCAGAGUCUUCAUGGCAGCGCUCCAGCCGCCGGGACGCCGUGUUGUGAGUCCGGGCGCCCCGUCUUGACCGACCCCAUCACGGGCCAGACGGUGUGCUCGUGCCAGUACGACGCUCAGCUGCUCAACUACCAGCGGCUCGCCGCCUCCGGUCUGCCCAUCAACAUGUACGGCACCGCGGCGUACGCCGCAGGGGAGCAAGGCUUCCUGCCGCUCGGCGCCGCCGAGCAGUCCGCCUUCUACUCGCCUUCGGCGAACGGCUUCGACCUGAAGGAGAACUUGGAAGCCUGGCGAAACCUCCCCUACGCAGCGUCCAUGUACUAUCCUUACGACUCGGCCGCCAUCGCCGGCUACCCCUUUGCCAACGGGUACGGCAUGGACCUAAACGGCGCCCGACGCAAGAACGCCACCAGAGAGACCACGAGUACGCUCAAAGCCUGGCUCAACGAGCACCGAAAAAAUCCCUACCCCACCAAGGGCGAGAAAAUUAUGCUCGCAAUCAUCACCAAGAUGACGCUAACCCAGGUGUCCACCUGGUUCGCGAAUGCACGGCGCCGGCUAAAGAAGGAGAACAAGAUGACCUGGUCGCCUAGGAACCGAUGCGACGACGACGACGACGCGGACGGAGACGACGCGCCGCCCGCGCGACACGACUCCAAGGACGGCCAGGCGUCAGCGGCCGCCUCCAGGCAGGAGAACAACAACAAUUCUUCGUCGACGUCAUCGUCAGAGGCCGCCGCCAGAGCCGCCGAAGAGUUGGCCCGGAGGAACCACCAGCUCAUGGCGGCCGCGGCGGGGGCUGCGGGACUCCAGGAGGCCCGCAAAAGGCCACGAGACGAGUCAGAUGAUCUCGUGGACGUUGACGAUGACUCCCGGUCCUCCGACCUGACCGACCUGCGUCGACCCGGCGGAGCGUCGCAAUCGUCUGAAGAGCCUCGGCACGGUCUGCACCACGGUGCCGGCGGCACCCUGUCCGACGCGUCCUUGUCGGACUCGGAGUCGUCGGCGCGCACGCCGGCCGCGUCGCCCAACGGCCACUCUGGCACCGACGUGUCGUCGGCAUCGGCGCCCAAGCCCCGCAUCUGGUCCAUCGUGGACACGGCCACGUCGGGGAGUCCAAGCAGCGCCAUGCUUCCACCGACGGCAUCUUCGCCGGCCGCCGUGGCAGCCGCCGCGCGGAUGGCGUCCCUGCAGAGGUCCGUUCGGCUGGACUACCUGUCGCCCUACCACAAGACGAGUUCCUGGUACGCGAGCACGCUGAGCAGUCUCGGCGCCGCCGGGGGCUCGUUUCCGCUUUCGACGGUGUACAGCGUGCCGACCAUCAUGUCGCCCGCUGCGGGGUUGGCUCCAGUGUCCGCGGGCUCCCCACUCACGGACUCCACGACGGCCGCGUCGUUGAGCAGGUUACGGACUGCCGCGGCGUUUUCAGCAGCCGCCGACAUGGUCUUGCCCAAGCCCGGUGCAGCGCCCCACGGGGCUGGGCCCUCGUCAGUGUUCAACCUGUCGCGGCUAGCCGCCAGCGCGGCGGGACAGCCUCCCGCGCGGUCCUCUGCGGCCGCUAUCGCCGCCGCCGUCGCGUCCACGAGCAGCAGUCCGUCGGUGAGCCAGUCGACGGCCAGCGCGGCGCCACACCAGAGUAGUCCGUCAUGAGGCAGCGCCGCCGUCACUGGACUGAUCCGCUCGCGGCCUUGCGCGCAUCGCUGGCGCAUGCCAGGGGCAGCGUGCGGGGCCGCCUAGGCCAAAAACUGGCGCUCCUCCCGACCGAUGGGACAAGGGCAGUGUGCACAGGACCCCGUGUUUCCCUCCCGCGUAGUGCGUGUGUGCGAGUGUGUGUGCCGCUGUCCCAGCGCUGUAGCACCUGUAGACGGGGCGGUCUUUCGUUGCAUUGCCGGAGGCACGCUAGAGGGCUUCCCUUCUCCUGCGGCGGCAGCACCCACAGGUUCCCCGACCACCGGGGAUCAGCGAGUGUGCACUUGCAUCUUGUGUCGAUACCACCAGCUUGAGCCUCCUACUCCGUCAUAACGUAUUGCGUACGCUAGGAAAUUGUGCACACUUGAAUCAUGGGGCAACCGAGAAACUACCGCCCGCCACCUCGACGCUGCCACGUCUUCUCGUGACUGCGAGAUGGCGAGGCGUGUUGAAACUAAGUUAUAACAACGUGGCGGACGGUGUCGUUUCUCGUUGGCUGUUGUGGGGUCGCGCCACGGGAGGAGGGGCUGCUGUUCAGGUGCAGCGCUUACAGCACAUGUGGCAAUGCGAGAGCAAAGGAAAACGUGCAAGCCUCUUCCAUCCCCCCCCCCUUCCACUCCCCCCCACUUGUACAUAGAAGUCGGAAAUCUCUCGUGUUCUGUUCGCUACCGCCUCUGUACAAUUGAUGUCAUCCCGCAUCGUAAAAGUUGAAAAAAAGGUUCGAGAAACAAGUGUCACCCGCAGGCUGUCCGUAUCUGCCGUUAUUUUUAAUAACGCUGCGAUUUCAAUUUCUGCUCUUCGACUUUUGGUUUAGUGAACCCAGGAAAAAUGACACACUUAAAAUGCUUCGCAUCGAAAAUAAUUUCUGCAUACACACUUUUGCACGUGAGUUCUUCUGCCACUAGCAAGUCAAAAGCGAAAGCCCAUUGGUCGUCACAUAUCACGUGAUUUACGACACCCUGUAUACAAAAUACUCUCUAGAAGCUUGUAACAUCCGAUAUCUCAAUUCAGCGACCAUGUCGAUCAAAUGUCACUACCCCCAAAUCCAACGAGGCCCCACUUAGGAACAAAAUUUACAAGAAAGUAGUGUCCUAUUGUUUAAAAGUUACUCGACGUUUUUCACCAUAUAAACUCUCUCGCGGGAACCGCUCAUUAAACAGAGACUAAUCAAUUGGACACCUUUUUAAAUGCAUACCUUCUUCUCGGCAAUCGUGCUAGUAGUCUGGGCUGGCCCAAAAUUACCGAGCAAGCGGAAAAAGUAAUACCAAAAAGGGCGGGCAGUGAAGCUGCAUCGAUUCCCAGCAGGGGAGGUAUGGUAAACGCCCUAUUGUCGUAGGACCGAUUUUGAGCUAAUCUGUGAUCGCAUGUUUCGCGUUGCCGUCAAGAGUUGAAGUCAGUUUACAUAUCACUCGAGCCGCGCUACUUCGAGUGGUGCUCCCGUAGACAAUUUUGGCACAGAUCUUUAAGUGUCUACCCCAGCAGCUCAAGAACUGUAUAGCGAGAGAAGCGUACCACUUCGAACAAUGACGUAUUGCAUUGCCUGCUUGCUUCCGAAUAGUACUCGUGCCGUGUUCAAACGAAGCUUUUCGAUAGUCUCGCUUACGAGCAUAAUAUAACCCCAAAAGGGAAGUUCACGCAGACUUUUUGCUCCCUCUUUUGCCACUCGAGGCAGUUACAGGUUUUAUCGAGGCGUUUGGUGGGAAAGUCAUACGAAAUUCGACGUUCUGUCGUCAUGCGUUCCAAAACCUACGAUUGUGCAGGACGAAAAAAGAUAAAAAAAAGAGGAAAAGACCGACUAAUAUAACUUCGUAUUUCGAUCUGUUCUCUGACGUCCGAAAAGCGAUUCGGAAGCCACAAUCUUCCGAGACCAACGAACGAUUGAAAAUAGCUUCGAAUGCCUGAGAGAGAGAGAGAGAGAGAGAGAGAAAUCUCGUUCAUCGGAGCUUUUCCAGUUUUAUUCAUGUAUGCUCUUUGCUCUACUCUUUUAAAUUAUCGAAGUGCUUCGGCACAGACCGUAGGAUUGUCGUUGAAAGGUAAAAGAGAUGCUCUCCUUUUGCAACUCUCCAGGUGUGGUUUGCUGAUCACUGCGGAUAUUUUCAACGCUGGAUAAAAAACAAUCAUCAUCAUCAUCAUCUAUGUGAGGAUAGAGCAGUACCUCAAUGGCUGCCGUAAAUGCCUCUUCACUUCGAUCAGAAAAGUCCUGUAACAACUGCUUCCGUAGAAUAUUGUUUGCGGUUGUGGCAUUUAAACGGAAAUAAGUAGCGUUAUUUAACUGCAGUUUUUUUUUUUUUUUUUUUACGUGAAUUACGCAGAUUUGUAUUUAAAUAUUUUAUGUAUCCUCCUGGUCACGUCCGUCAAGCCAUCGGCGCUUUGAAAGUAAUGGAGUGACGAGAAAGAAACCAAGGAUUUACGGCUGCCAUUUAGGAAUUGCUGUGUCCUCGCAUAGGUGAAAAAUGUCCUUUGUAUCUCCCGGAGAAAACAUCCGUAGUGGUCAGCAAACCGUCGCAGGUGAGAGAGCGCGAAGGAGUGUACUAGAAACAAGCUCUCAUGUAGGCUUUUGGUUUGGUUAUGUUUUACAUUUUCUACAAAAUUAUCAUGAUUAAUAUAAAAGCGGGCAUAUAAUAAUGACAAACUGUUCAAGCAUGCCAUACACUUUUACGAGUUUUUUUUAAUUCUUUCAACGAAAGUUAAGCCUUUGUAAUAAAAGCUGUUGUGUUACGUGAACUAAAAAACUCGGUAUGGGAAGAAAAUUCAUGCGAAAACUUAACGUAAACAAAUCUUGAAUGACCUUUAGACUUUUGUUUUUUUUUUAGAAAUGUUUUGCGUUUGUAUACACGUAGGGUACAGCGUACUGCAAACAAUGUUCAGGCGCACUUGCAUUUACCUUUCGUUUUACACGCGCUGUUCGUUUCCUUUUUUGCUCGAGUGGAUAUUGUGAGUCGUUGGCCCUUGGUCCGAAUCAGCCUUCUGAAUUGUUUUCGGUUAUUGGCAGAUUUCAAUGCUUCGUCUCAUAAAAGUGAAAACAUGCAGCGCUGCGUUCGAUUUGAUCCUACAUCGCAUCAUCGGGUGUCCGAGUUCUCUCGUUGCUGAAGGGUGUGGCACACGGACGGCGUCACAAGAGGGGCGUGGCAACGGGGUGUCGCGUUUCUGAUUGGCAGACAUUGGGCAGACAUUGUCGGUCACGGCACGCCAACUCUUCCUGUGCACCGUGCGUAAAUCUGCCGAACGGUUCUUUGCGAUGAAUGCUUGUGUGACGCGUCGAAGAAACUAUUGUGCGCGUUGGUCGGGAGAAUGUCCGCGGAGUUCAAAAUGCAGGGCUCUCGCGACAGUUCACACGGAUUGACGAAUAACCCGAGUCGUUAACUUAUUCAAAGGCAAUGGUGCAAACAGACUGUACAUAGUGAAAACCGAGAAGGAACGGUAGGAUCGAUUACCGACGUAAAAGCUCGAAAUGAAAUGUCAAAUGUUUGUGUUUCAUUGGCGUUGUGUUCCUUUGUUUUUGUUUAGUUUAUCAUUUCGAAGCAGUUGAUUUCACGUCUUGGAAUCCUUUAUUUUCCGUUUCCUCCGCUGCCGUCAUGGUUGGUUCUACAUGAUGACGAUGAUGAUGAUGAGACUGCGUGUGUAAUACAGUGAAAUACAACGUGUUGGAUUAAAAUAUAGUGAUGAGAAACAAA